AAUACCCCACUGCCUUCGCAAAGCAGAAAAUCCUGAUCAAGUGCUCACACAUGACUAGUAGUGCUCCUCCUUCCCUGCCUGACGAUGACCCCAAUCAUGAACUUCAACUGUCUGGCGAUCGGAAUUUCGCCCUUCAUGGUGAAAUCACGAUGCUUAUUCUCCUCCUCCUAUUUGCCAUCUUUAUUCUCUUCCUCCUCCUUUUCCUCUGCAUAAAGCGCUCCCGCAGUAACCUCCAAAACUGGGAUUCCUGUGAGGAGCACGACUCCACCAAGAAUUUCCCCUGCGCCGUUUUCCAGCGGGGAAAGUGCCUUCAUCAAAACAGGGAGCAUCGGCCCCCAAUCCAUGAAUCUGCUGUGUAGAUCAGAUGCAUGCUGGUGCCGUUAAUAUCUCAAAUAAAUAACGAGACCAGGCGAUGCCAAAUCAUUCUAGCAUAAAAGAUGAGAAGAGGGAGAUUGGUAAUGGUAGGGUAUUUAUCUUCUGCAGAGGAUCAUUCCAGGGCACUACCGUAUUGAUAUGUCACCAAGCAAUUGCUUGUAAUGUAAUUAAUGUUUAUCAUUAUUUUUAUCUCCCUUUAAACUCUCUGUAUUUUUUUGUUCAUCUCUUGGUUUAAAAUCUUUCUAUUAAUAAUUCCCCAAGGUUUGG
Rubroshorea leprosula is the source of this 642-nucleotide messenger RNA. Lineage: Eukaryota; Viridiplantae; Streptophyta; Magnoliopsida; Malvales; Dipterocarpaceae. The record is from the annotation of a GenBank genome assembly.